This is a messenger RNA of Myotis lucifugus (little brown bat), 3272 nucleotides long. RefSeq names its product AKNA domain containing 1 (gene AKNAD1). The coding region runs from base 436 to 3015 and encodes 859 amino acids. NCBI's taxonomy places the organism in Eukaryota, Metazoa, Chordata, Mammalia, Chiroptera, Vespertilionidae. The transcript is spliced from 15 exons. The record is from RefSeq and is a predicted model, not a curated record.
CGUAUGUUAGCCGAGCAAACAACGUUUAAUGUUAUACAACUGAGAGGCCCGUCAGUGAUGUGUGGACUAAGACAGAUUGAUAAAUAUGUGGUCAUUAACCAGAUUUAAUGAAUAAAAUUUUUACCACUCCCUUUUUCUCCUGUGUAUAGACCAUUGAUUGUGUUAAUGUAGCAUUUAGGAUGGCUUAGCGCCUGCUGAGCUUUCUGCCUUCACGAUUAUCACUGAGUUGUUCUAAGUGAGAAGCAUCCACUUUGUUCUGGCUCGGACACUGGGACAGCCCACUUCCACACGUUAUUCUAAUAUAUUUAACAACCAGGCUCUUCUCCUUUCGCACAGAACAGGACAGACAACGAAGACAGUCACUGAAAACCAGGAGCUCUGUUGGCAUAACUGAGACCAUCAAGGACGGGCACAAGGACAGAGGCCCGGCUGCCCAUGGACAAGGCUGAUUUCUCAGAGCGUAAGGCUUCCAAGCAACGGGAGGACUUCCCUGACGAUGGGGGUUUCUCCCAAACUAAGCUACACGCUGAUCACAAUUUUUCCUCGGAAAACAACAUCCUGGGUGUCUCAGAUCAAGUGAUUCCAACAGCAGAGGACCCUCAAGAAAGGGCUGCCCGUGAAGGGACGUGCAGAAAUGCAAGCGCAGUCUUGACUCUGGGUAAAAUGACUGAACACGCUGCCAAGAAAAAAUCUGAUGAAGAACAAUGCUGCCUCCCAACUCUUCACAUCCCAGCUAAGAAAGGGGACCGUUCAAAGUCAGACCUUUCUGAUGUUUUACAGCAUCAUCUUUCCAAAGAGGAGCUUUUAAAAGGCCAAGGCAGUCAUUGUGAAACUCUCCCAGAGGUCUCCAGUGCGGACAGUCUUGAUGAAGCCAUUGUUAAAAGUUUUAUUUUGCGUUAUGUUAAGAGUUUUUGGUCAAAAGAACCAACCCCAGAACUCGCUGACCAGCUCAACCCCCUGAGGGAGGAUGACAUGGGCAGUGAGCCCAGCUGUUGCCCCACCAGGACAGCAGAAAACACCUCUGAGACAGAAGAGCCAGUGGCUGCUGGAGACGGCAGCCUUCCACAAAGUUCCACUUUUCUAACUAAAUCCAAGAGUCCAAGCAAUAAACAAAAAGGCUGCCAAGAGCAGAAACUGCAGACAGAAAACACAAGAUCAGGCCCUGGGUUCAAAUAUGCCCAAGUCUGUUACCAGUUCUCUGAUCGCUCUAGUGUUGCUCCCCAAGGGAAAAUCCCUAAAAAUAAUACGAUUGAUAAACCACUUCUAACAGAUAAACAAGCCAGCUCUUCUCCUGAACUGAGAGCUGGGUUAGCUCUUGGGCAAGAAAUUCCAGAAGGCAUGGCUAGGCCAGACCAUGCUGAGAAGGAAGAGCAGGAAAGGAAGACUGGGGACCCCUCCCAGCAGACAGAGAUGAAGCCUGCAACACACAGCCACCAAGAACAUCUCACAGGAACAGGAUCCGAGACACGCCUUUGGAAGCUGUCAUCAACCUCUCAGAAAGACCCUUCCUUGAGUUCUUCCAUAUUCCAGAAGAUAUCCCAAGGGAGAGAGAUGUGCCAGAAGCUAAAAGAACAUACUGAUCAGCUGAAGACUAAAGUGCAAGAAUUUUCCAGAAGCCUAGCACAGGACUCCCCCGGCUACGAGCAAGACGAGAGGCUGGAGCUGCAGAAACUGCAGGCCCAUCUGGAACUGCUGAAGCAGGAGUUUGUGGCUGAGGAGCAGCUGACUUUGGAACAGCAAGUCCACAAGCCUAAAUCCCCAGCUGUCAGUGACUAUGACCCCAAAAGGAAAGCGGAAGGUGAAGUCUCCAGGAUGGAGAUGCUACUUGAAGAUGUUGAAGGGAAGGUUGAUGAAGGCAAACACACUUCAGCUGGCUCUCUUCCCGAGAGUUCUCCAACCCUCCCAGGUGGCCUGCCAUCCGCAUCCUCUCCACCCUCAGAUGAGGUAAUGCAUAACCUACAGCCCAAUUCCAUGCCAGGAAACCCAGGAAGUCAUUCAAACACGGAAAAAGCUAUCUGCACAAUGCUGCCUGUGCCGGCACUGUUCAUCAUGGUGAGAAAGGGUAAGAAAAAGGGAAGAAUACCCUCUCGUCUGUACACGAGAUUUAAAAUCUGCUUGGGGAAGCGAAGAAGACAGUAUGUUGUGUUGAAGGUUCUUUCUCUAAGUCCUGGCCUACAGCACAGACCCACCGAGGGAGGAGUGAGAACCGAGCCGCCUGCGGUGGACCCCCGCCACACCUCCGCCUCCGGAAGGCAGCAAUGUGCAGAGACAACCGGCCGGAGCUGUGCCUUCUGCCACCGGGUCCUCGAAUGGAAGCAAACCCUGGAGAAGAAAGGCCACAGAAGGACCAGCUGUGGAGGGCUUCCCAUUGCCCUUCAGGAAAAGGCACCUCAUCCAGACUCACUUCUCAGUCCCGAUACAGGACUCAGCGGCUCUUCUGCUCCCGGCGCUGGGCUGCAGAGCAACACCUGCGAGAACUGUGGCACUAGGACUCCCAACUGCCCCAGGGAGCCUCCAAAGGGGUCAGAAGCAAUGAGUCUUAUUUUUAAUCUUUCCUGUUUAGAAUUUCAUUACAGAUACGACACCCCGGGACAGAAUUACUUAAAUCAUGGCGAAGGAAGAGCCUUUGUGCAGUUUCGCUUUUUAAAUGAAAAUAAGAAUUCUCCACCUUCUUAUUCAAAACCAAACUGGAUCUGUUCCCAGAGAGCAAAUUCAAAAUCCUCUCAAGAUGAGCGUGAGCCCAAACUAGGAAAAAAAAACCUUAAGGCUCCCAUGACCUCCACUUCAGACCUGGCUACAUCCUCCCCCCAUUUCCACUCUGGCAGGGUUUCUGGAAGCAAAUCCUUAAGCGACGUUAGCAGUGAUGAAGAAACGAAAUCUGAGGGUUUAGCCGCGUCUCUGGACCAUGCCCUGAGGACAGCAAACAUUCUGAAAGAAACAACUGAUCAAAUGAUCAGAACUAUUGCAGAAGAUCUCGCCAAACUACAGAGAUGGAGGAAUCGAUUGAAAUACUAGUUUGAUGCAAGGUGACUGGGGAUUUGAGAAACAAAGAAAGGCAAAGAAAACUUAAUCUUCCCCUCAAAUUAUUUUACUUAUUACACAAUUUAGAAGGAUAAAUUUCUAGAGAAAAUGCCAAAACCAUAAGAAAUGGGGAGCACAACGGUACUUAAACGAGAAAAAAGGGACCUCUGAUUCUUAUACUCAAAUCAACAAGUAUUUAUUUUAAAAUAAAUCUGUUAUUCCUAACACAUAAUAAAAGAAAUUAAAACAUA